Messenger RNA from Prorocentrum cordatum, 651 nucleotides. The record is from the annotation of a GenBank genome assembly. Lineage: Eukaryota; Dinophyceae; Prorocentrales; Prorocentraceae.
AUGCAGCGCGUCGCGGUGCGCAACGCCCGAUCCACCGAAGCGCGGCGGCCUUCCAGCGCAGCCCGCGCGCACUCCCCGGGGGUCCACACGCGCGCCGACGCGAGAGCCUCACAGGGCCCGCGGCCAGCAGAGCAGCGGCCGCCCCCGCGCGGUCCUCUCAAAGACGUACAGCGUGGCCGCUGCCAGCCCGGCGAGCAGCGCGGUGCCCCUCCCUUCGUCGCCGCCGUGAACUCCGUCGGGCCAGCCGGGGGCGGUGGCGCUCGGCCGUGGCCCUGCCGGCGCGGGUCGGGAGACCAGCGGCCGGCGUCAAAGAGGAGCGGAAGAGCAAACAUCUGCAUCAGCAGAAGUUUCCAGAGGUCCGCGCGGACUUCUUGGAUAGGCGCUCGACCCCUCCCUGGCACGCUCAGCGCGGCGCCCGAGGCGCCGCCGGACUUGCAGCGCGGAUCCAGCGCCAAAAAGGGUCCAGCGCCGAUCCAACAAAUCCGCGCAGACCUCCAGAAGCUGACGUUAAUUCAGAUUUUUCUUCUUCGAAUGAAGAGCCCGUUGAACCUGAGGGAGCGCGAUAGGGGGAAUUCAUGGACCCCCAGAGGGCUCGACACAGUCCCCAGGACAGAUUCUUCAUCGCAUCGCCAGCGGCGGAAAUUUGUCUGA